AUGGUCGGCCACGGCGUCACAGGGAUGCUUGGGGAAGAGGUCAACCUAGGUACCUCGAUUAUGGCUAUCAACUUCAAGGACGGUGUUAUCCUGGGAGCAGAUAGUCGGACAACUACUGGAGCUUACAUCGCCAACCGAGUCACCGAUAAACUCACACAGGUCCACGAUACCAUCUGGUGCUGUCGAUCGGGAUCUGCGGCGGACACACAGGCUGUUGCAGACAUUGUCUCCUAUCAUCUCAACAUGUACGGCAUCGUGAACAAUGAGCCUCCCAGCACCCAGGUGGCCGCAGCUCUAUUCCAGGAGUUGUGCUAUGAGAACAAGGAUAUGCUAAGUGCUGGUAUCAUCAUCGCAGGAUACGACCCACGCCAUGGCGGUCAGGUGUACUCGAUACCUUUGGGCGGGUCUCUACACAAGCAACCCUACGCCAUUGGCGGGUCAGGAUCAACUUAUAUCUACGGUUAUUGCGAUGCUCACUGGAAGGAGAACAUGACGGAAGAAGAAGGCAUCAAAUUCGUGCGUGACGCCUUGCAGGAGGCGAUCAAGUGGGAUGGCAGCUCCGGAGGUGUGAUUCGAUUGGUGGUGCUGACGUCUAGGGGAUCUGAAAGACAUUUGUAUUUGCCAGACACGGAGUACACUGGACCCGGCUUAACCAACAGAUCAUGA
This is a messenger RNA of Aspergillus fumigatus Af293, 666 nucleotides long. The record is from RefSeq and is a predicted model, not a curated record. NCBI's taxonomy places the organism in Eukaryota, Fungi, Ascomycota, Eurotiomycetes, Eurotiales, Aspergillaceae.